Adineta steineri is the source of this 351-nucleotide messenger RNA. The record is from the annotation of a GenBank genome assembly. NCBI's taxonomy places the organism in Eukaryota, Metazoa, Rotifera, Eurotatoria, Adinetida, Adinetidae.
AUGGAAGCAACAUUUACUUUAAAUGAUGUUCUUAAACAACUUGGAAUACAAGAUGCAUUUGAUCCAAGUAAUGCCGAUUUUACUGGUAUUGCUAGUAAACAAGAUGAUAUGAAUGGUCUUUACAUCACCAAAGUUGUUCAUAAAGCAUUUUUUGAUGUAAACGAAAAAGGUUCAGAAGCUGCUGCUGCUACUGAUUAUUUUUCGGGGUUUGCGGGGGGAAUGAUUCGCCAGAAUCCUGAUCCGAUCAUAUUCAAAGCUGAUCGACCAUUUUUAUUUUAUAUACGAGAAAUAAAACAAAAUCUCACAUUGUUUACUGGCAAAUUUGUCACAUGCGCAAAUACAUCAUCCUAA